CUGAAGAACAUCCUAGAUUAUUAUCGAAUUGGAUAAGUUUCAUCGCCUAUAAAUAUCACCGCAGCUUCUCUCGUUUAUCAGCAAAGUCAUCAAGUAAAUCAAACAUUAUCAAUACUCCAAUUUCAAGCCUCUGUUUUCUACAGUUAAUUACCCAAAUAUAACUAAAAAAUGUCUCUGAUUCCAAGCUUCUUCGGUGGUCGCAGGAGCAACAUCUUCGACCCAUUAUCCCUCGACAUAUUUGACCCAUUCGACAACUUACCAAUUGCCAAUGUCCCAUCCUCUGCUCGUGAAACCUCUGCUUUUGCAAAUGCAAGAAUCGAUUGGAAAGAGACCCCACAAGCCCAUAUCUUCAAAGUGGACGUUCCAGGGAUCAAGAAAGAGGAAGUGAAAGUUGAAGUUGAAGAAGGACGAGUUUUGCAAAUUAGCGGUGAGAGAAGUAAAGAGCAAGAAGAGAAGAACGAUCAAUGGCACCGUAUGGAAAGGAGCAGUGGUAAGUUUUUAAGGAGAUUUAGGUUGCCUGAGAAUGUUAAAAUGGGAGAAAUUAAGGCUGCGAUGGAGAAUGGAGUGCUCACUGUUACUGUCCCGAAAGAAGAAGAGAAGAAGCCUGAGGUGAAGGCUAUUGACAUCUCUGGUUAAAGAAGUGCAAAUUUUAAGUGUUUGUUGAGAGUCCUUGUCAGUUAUGUUUGUUUUCUCAAGUCUCCUUGUUUGUAAGGAGUUUAUAAGCUUUUAAUUUGAAUUAUGUGUCUGUGGUUAUGGCCUGU
Lycium ferocissimum is the source of this 761-nucleotide messenger RNA. Its product is annotated as 18.2 kDa class I heat shock protein-like. The transcript has a single exon. Gene Ontology annotation, biological process: response to salt stress; protein complex oligomerization; response to hydrogen peroxide. Lineage: Eukaryota; Viridiplantae; Streptophyta; Magnoliopsida; Solanales; Solanaceae. The record is from RefSeq and is a predicted model, not a curated record. The coding region runs from base 169 to 636 and encodes 155 amino acids.